UACGGAUGCAGAAGUGACUUGGUAGCUAUUAAAUAAGACACCAGAAAGACUUCCCGUUAGAAACUUAUUGUGGAUUGGUGGUGGGUGUAGCUGAUGCUACUGUUUAUGUGAAUUGCAUAGAAUACAAUUCGUAUUAAAUGUUUGAAGAUAAUGUGUGGGAUAGAUUUGAUGAGAUUGAGAAUGAUGAUCUCAUAGUCCCCCAUUCUGGUAGCCCACACAAUAAUCAGUUUGUAAUAGAGGGUGAUGGCAGUAAGAAAUCACUUCACAUAUUACGUGGUAUAAGGAGUAGCAAUCGUGUUAGUAGCUACGGUACUCUGGGUAAAGAGGAAUUAUACUUGCAAAAUAUGACCCAGAAUGAAAGAAUGCCAGAAAAGGAUUCAUGGUCUGAAGGUGUAUUUUCUUCGUGUGACGGUGACUCAUACAAAGAAGAAAAAAGGCUAACUUCGGAUGAUACAGGCAUGUCUGACCAAUUUUUCAAGAGCAACAAUAUAGAUUCUGGUGGCAGCGAGUUUUGUGUAGAUGAUACCGUCUCAGAAAACAAGUGUGUGGUGGAAGAUGAUAGUGCGUGUCAACAUUCAAAAAACCACACAUCUCAAGCUGAUAAUGAACUCAGCUUUCUUGAUAAUGAUGGGUGGUUGGAUAUAGGAAACUUAGAAGAUGUUGACAGGAUGUUAAGUUGUGAUUUAACUUUUGGAAUGGAGAGUCUCAAUAAUGAAGAGGAGUUCUACUGGUUUUCUUCUUCGCAUGGCGCUGAAGGUUCCGAUGAUGCAUUAAUGUCUGACUUAAAGCUUCAUUGUGCAGACGUGAGUCCAUUAAAAAACAUAUCAGGAUACAAUAUGGAUUCCUCCAAGGAAAAUAUUGAAGUUCUUCCGAUCAAUGGUUCGAACAGAAAGUCAUCCCACGAUAAUAAGAAGAUAAGAUCUCAAAUGGAUGUGGAUGUUAACGGUAUCGCUGCUUCACUAUCAAUGUUCAGUGAAUCAGACACAAAAUCCGGUCAUAAAGAUGCAUUGGUGCCCGAAGAAAAGAAGAAGCUUCCAAAGUCAUCAUCAGCAGGAAAGCAAAAAAUUGGCAAUUUUGUUCAUCUUUAUACUCCUCCUGAGAAAUAUGGAGAUAUAAAUCAGCAGUUUGGAGCCUCUUCUAAUGGAGUUACUUCUCUUGAUAGUAAUCAGAAGCAAAAGCAGAACAUAGAUUAUGAUUCUUUAGGCUGCAUGCGGCACUGCCGAGCUCGUUUGUGA
This is a messenger RNA of Lathyrus oleraceus (garden pea), 1235 nucleotides long. RefSeq names its product protein LNK1-like. The transcript has a single exon. Gene Ontology annotation, biological process: regulation of DNA-templated transcription; circadian rhythm. The record is from RefSeq and is a predicted model, not a curated record. The coding region runs from base 138 to 1235 and encodes 365 amino acids. NCBI's taxonomy places the organism in Eukaryota, Viridiplantae, Streptophyta, Magnoliopsida, Fabales, Fabaceae.